GUAGCCUUACACACACAAGAAAGCUUUUCCACCUGGCUGACGGACAAUCUCAUCCCUCCGUUUGCCCUUCUUUCUCCACCUCGCUCUCUGCCAUCUUCGUUCGUUGCCUUCCGGCUUGCUGUCGUCCUUUCAAUCCCUCUCUUUCUUUUUCUCUCUCUCUCUCUCUCUCUCUCUCUCUCAACUUGGGGUUCUAAUUCUCAAGCUGUGAAUGCAGCGCUUGUUGUGUUGUACGCAUGCCUGCGUCCUACCUGUGGGGGGUGGCUGCGAAGCCUUACUCGCUGUGGGCAGAAAGCGUUGUUGGUGAUAUCACUGCUUAUCCACCAUCCGAAUGAGGAUAUUGAAGUGAAGCAAGCAACAAGUGACGUUCUUGUCUGUCCGGCCAGUGAUGAAUUUCGAUUAGGAGAGGAGCAUUUAUCUAGCUAUGGCUUCAAUGAAAUUGGUGUUUGUUACACCAGCUGGACCUUCUCAAAAUCACUGUUUCAGUAUCUGCAUUUCGCCCAUUUCUCUUCCCAGAUGGAGGCAAAAUAGGCGGGGUCUUUGCUAUACGUGGCUAACUGGACACGACAACGGUCCUGGUAUAAGGACAGUUACUCAGGCAGGGCUUGGCAGAUAUUCAGGUUCUAUUCACGGGAGCAGGUCUAAGAAGACAUGGAGGCGAAACCCUUCUCGAAUUUCACAGGACGAGAAAAAUGUAAAGGAACUGAACAAAGUAGAAGAGAAUGGUGCACAGUUGCGAGGAGCGUAUGGAGAUGAUGUCAAUGACGAUAGCUCAGUUCAAUGUAGCAACGAGUGUGAAGUUAGCGAGAAACACAUGGUUGAUCAGUUUCAUUCAGAUGGAACACCAGAGAGUAAUUUGUAUGAAACGCAGUUUAGUUACUCUGACCCCACAAUCGAUCAAGGGGAAGAAAGUAACAAUUCUAGUGAGGAGCAUGAUGACCGUAUACUUGAGACAGGAGGCGAUCAGUCUGAUGCAAAUUUAGAGACUUCAAGUGUGCUACCAGAAGACCAUAAUGUUGACAGAAUAGUUGUAUUGGACGGCAGCGGUUACGAAACACAAAGUUUCGUCAGUUCAGAUUCCGAGGACUCUGAGGUCCAACAAGAUUAUGACAAAAAAGCAGAGAGUAGAGGAACUGUAGACGAUGAAAAUUUGAAGAUCACAAACUCAUCGGUGCUGAAAGUAAAGGACACAGAAACAGCCAGCUCGCGAAAUAUUAUGCAGGCCUUCAGGAAGCAAACUGCAAAUGAGGAUUAUGGAGAAUCUGAAAGACCUAGACCCGGUAUUUCGAAACCGUCAAUGCAACGACGAAGCAGCCGGGGCAGGAGGAAAAAUAUGCCGAGUCAAAGUUCAGAUGAAAUACCUGUUAUGCUUUAUCCAGAGGAGGCUGCGCCUGUUGCAGCAACUAUACUGACAAAUCCUGAGGUAUUCAUGAAUCCUAGUGAAGUUUUCUCUUCAAAUUCAGAUAAUGUUGAAGUUGAAGAAAAGGCCAGCAAACUGCCAUCGAAUAGGUCCAGGUUGAAACCGUACGAUCGGAAAGUCACGACUCGCGGAAAGCAGCAAAAGCUACAAAUAAGAGGUAAUGUACCUUCCAUGGAUACCGCUUGGGAUAGAAAUCCGCCAUCAAAAGCAGAGCGACCUGCACGGAUAUCUGGUUCGGUGGCAGCUGAUUCUUCAGGCUCAGGUUCAUGGGAGUCUCUACAUGAAGAUGUCUCUGCCACUGGACAAUCAUUGCGACUUGAUAUGAACGACACUAACUGCCAUAUAAAGCAAAGCAGCAAGAAAAGCAACGGCGUUGCAAGAUUGCCCCGGCUUGUACGACCAAAGCGACUAAAUGAUCCAUUAUCUCAGCUAUCCAAGCUUGAGGGGUCUGCAGCAUCUGCAGUCAGUAGCGAGAGUUCCGUAGCUCUUGCAAGUUCUGCCACAACUAAUGCUGAAGCUCAAACUUCAAUUCCGCUACCCCUAAAACUUGUGACGGCAUUAGCGUCAAAAAUAUCUGAGCUUCCUUUGAAAGUAGUCACAGAUGAUCCAGCCAAAGUUGCGGAAACCUCCAAUAUCUUCCCGGAGGUUGUCAAGGAGCUACCUAUAGCAGCUGAGCUUUCAACCGUUGCGUCUGAGUUUCCAGCGAAAGUUGUCGUAGAAACGGCACAAAUAUUGAAAGAACAGGUUGUGGAUCCUGUUGUGGAGAUUCUUCCAGAUGCAGUUGUGGAGCAGGUGGGUGCAGUAGCUGAACAGGUAGCUGUGCUGCAAACUCAACUCUCUGGGACGGUGUCAAGGGCUGCAGUGCAGGUCAAGGGUGUAGGGCAGAAUAUUGUCAAUCAAUUUACUGAUGGCGUACAUGAUUCAUUGAUAGACCAUAACACCUCCAUACUACGGCUUCAACAACAGGUGUCGAAUCAAGUGGACCAGGUUUCAACCAAGGUUUCUGAGCAGGUCUCUGAGGUGUCGAACCAGGUUAUAGAGUCGGUCUCUAGUACAGCCGCUCAAGUAUCCGAAACUGUAACGGCAACUGUUUCAGAUGUAUCGGAGACUAUGAGCACUACAGCUGCCCAAGUGACAGAAACAGUUCAAGCCACAGCAACGGCAGUGUCAUCAAAGGCAGCUGAAGUUUCAAGCUCAAUUGUAGACUUCCUAAUAAGCGAUGACGAUGACACCGACAGCGAUGACGAAUUUGAGACAUUCAAAACAUCCGACUCACCUGAGUUUCGGGGCAUGCAGGGCUUAAACAAUUUUCACAUAUUGCAGCAGGAUAGCGGAAUAUUCUCUGAAAUCUAUGACUUCUAUAUCUACAUGCUUAAGAAGCCUUUGCCUGAAUUCGCAUGUGCAAUGUUUGCGGCACCCGUUCUUUUGAGUGUCGUCUUCACAUUCUUGUACUUGCCUGAUGUGAAGGGGCUGGCCUUGGAUGAUACAGCUCGUAGUUUUUUUUCUUCAGAUUCACCUGGAGAAGCGACCGCAACAGGCCUUAGUUUAUCAUGGGACACAUUGUUUGUAAUCUUCAUGUUUAGUCUCUCUCUUUCUACUGGGUUGCAGCCAGAGAUAGCCCCCCUCUCUCCUUAUACGUUGGUGCUUGCCAACGUCAACGCACUUUUCGCUCAGCUCAUCUUCGUGUUUCUUAGUGGUGCAGUGUUUGCAAGGUUGUCGCAGCCUUCACAACCAGUAAGAUGUUCGACAGUAGCAUUAGUAUGCCCAUCUCUUGCUCAGCGUAAACGGAGGGUGGAUAGCUCAGCCACCAAAGUUUUGAUGGCAAGGUAUGUUUUGGCUGGGCCUCAACCCUGUGAACUUGUUGAUGUCAAAGUUGACUUGACUUACAAGUACAACACUUUAACAAGAUCUGGGUCUUUCUUCCGUGCCACUCAAUCUUUGAAGCUGGUGCGGUCUGAAAUUGCGUACUUAAACCACGGGAUGCUUGUUCGUCACAUCAUAGAUGAAACCAGUCCGUUACACAGAAGAACACCUGAAAUGCUCCGCCGUGAAGAUUCCAUUUUUACUCUAAGUGUUGUGGGACUGGAGAGAUCAUCAAUGCAAUCUAUAUUCCAUGUACAACACUACUGUGUUUGUGAUAAUCACGUGAUUUGGGACGCAGAAUUUGAGGACAUGAUGCUUAUUAACAAAAAGAAUAGGCGUAUUAUAGACCACAGCAAACUUAGCCAUUGGCGUUCUGUAUGAUCUAGUCUUGACUAAGGGGGAGCUCACGUUAGAAAUAUUUCUAUGAGAUUAAUCUUCUAGUUAAUUUUUCCUUGAACUCUAUUUUUUGAUAAUUUAAACCAGAUAACCCUCAUCGUGGUUGGACUAUAGUGAUUCCGCUUGAUGGGCUUAGUUGCACCAAGGUCUGCAUUGAAUUCUUAGUGGAGAGGAUAACAAGGCUAAGCCUCAUUUCAGAUUCUUCCGGACUGCAAUAUGUUGCAAUAUCGAUUGUAAUUAUAUCAACGUUAGGUGAUUUAGAACUGAUACCAGAACACUAGUUAAAAAUUUGUGAUUACUUUGAAGUCAAAUUUGUAACAUGGUCAUUGAAUGAUUAAAGUAACAACUAAUUCAGCAUAA
Molecule: messenger RNA, 4036 nt
Organism: Physcomitrium patens
Lineage: Eukaryota; Viridiplantae; Streptophyta; Bryopsida; Funariales; Funariaceae
Biological process (GO): potassium ion import across plasma membrane; regulation of monoatomic ion transmembrane transport
Cellular component (GO): plasma membrane
Molecular function (GO): inward rectifier potassium channel activity
Source: RefSeq, a predicted model, not a curated record